AUGUUGUAAUGUGCAUGGAUUACAUUGCUAUAAGAAUUUUGGCAGAAAACUAUGGAUCAUGUCUUAGACAUUCACGCAGCUGCUUUUCUAUAUGCGUACGAAAAUUUACUUAGCUCCAAGAAUUAGCUUUGUUCUGAGCGAAAAAGGUUAAAGAGAAGCUAGGCUUCUCUUAAAUGGCACCAAGCCACCAACAAUUCUCAAGGUUGGCUAUUAAUAUCCCUAAUGAUGUGCGUCUACUUUAAGUUCAGAAAGUUGUUCCUUUAAAAAUCCAGGACAGAUGGUGGAACAACAAGUUUCAAGUUCUGUUCAGACAUACAAGGUUAGCUCUUUGGAUAGCAAGAAGUCUUUAAAGUCUAGUUUUCUUUCUUUCAUUGGAGCACAUGAGAUUUUCAUGCCAGAGACAUGGAAAACGGCAUUGACUGAGUUAGUUGCAACUGCUUCUCUAAUGUUCACACUGACAACAUCAAUCAUAGCAUGUUUGGACUCGCACGAAGUUGCUCCAAAGCUUCUAGUCCCUCUUGCAGUGUUCAUCAUAGCCUUCUUGUUCCUAAUAGUCACAAUUCCACUCUCUGGAGGUCACAUGAGUCCUGUUUUCACAUUCAUAGCAGCAUUAAAGGGUGUUGUUACUCUAGUACGUGCACUAAUUUAUGUCAUAGCACAAUGCAUUGGUUCAAUUAUUGGUUUCAUUAUGCUAAAAUGUGUCAUGGAUCCAAAAUUGGAACACAAAUAUUCAUUAGGAGGAUGUACAAUUAGUAAUGAUAGUGAUAAAGGACUAGGAUCAAAGCCACAAGUUGCAUUGUUAGUAGAAUUUUCAUGCACAUUUUUGGUGCUAUUUAUUGGUAUUACUUUGGGAUUUGAUAAGAAAAGGUCAAAGGAAUUAGGAUUACCUAUGGUGUGUGUUGUGAUUGCUGGGGCAAUGGCAUUGGCAGUGUUUGUGUCUAUAACUGUUACUGGGCAAUUGGGCUACGCAGGUGUUGGACUUAACCCAGCAAGAUGUUUGGGUCCAGCUUUGUUAAAAGGUGGAUUAUUGUGGAAUGGACAUUGGGUUUUUUGGGUGGGGCCUUUCCUGGCCUGUAUAACGUAUUAUGGGGUAUCUAUUAAUUUGCCAAAGGAGAGUAUGACUUUGGAAAAUGGAGAAUAUGAUGUGUCGAAUUUGGCUUUGGGCCAUAGUAAGAGUGUUUCUAGGAGUGCUGUCUCAAAUGAUCUUCAAGUUUGAAGAUGAAUAUGGACCUAAGUCCAAUAAUAAAUUGCAUAGAAAAAUUGAGAGAUUACACAUAUAAAUAAUAAGAAUAUCAU
Arachis stenosperma is the source of this 1296-nucleotide messenger RNA. Its product is annotated as aquaporin TIP1-2-like. The record is from RefSeq and is a predicted model, not a curated record. Gene Ontology annotation, cellular component: membrane. NCBI's taxonomy places the organism in Eukaryota, Viridiplantae, Streptophyta, Magnoliopsida, Fabales, Fabaceae. Gene Ontology annotation, biological process: transmembrane transport. Bases 278 to 1216 code for a protein of 312 amino acids. The transcript is spliced from 2 exons. Gene Ontology annotation, molecular function: channel activity.